AUGUUGUCGAAUCUCAAAGUGGAUCGUUGUGGAAUAUCGAAUUUGACACCUAUCAUUGAUCACCUAUGCCAACCAAGUGCCUCAAUGAGAUCACUGUCACUUCCAUCGAAUCAAAUUGAAUUCGACCAAGUAGAGAGAUUGGUCUCGUCUCUUGCUGAAAUGCAAUCAUUGACGUCAUUGGAUCUCCGUUUUAAUACUUGGUGCUUGGAAGAUGAUACUGUCGACAACAAGGCCGAGCGCAUCGAAAGACUAAUGCAAACUGUUUCGCAAUGUUGGAACUUGACAGAAUUCUGUAUUCCUCUUUGCAAGAUCUUUACGAAUGCUGCAAAGAGGCAUAGCCUCACUCUCCAGCUAGCCAUCAACCGCGCUUGGAAAAGCGAACUUUGCUGCAAGAAGAAGGACAAGGCUCUGCCACAAGCGAGAAACCUUUUGCCACUGAUAGUCGCAAGAGCACUUCGAACAACCGUAGGUGCUAAGAGCGAAAAAAAUUCUCUCGAUUUGGAGGUGCUCUUUCCACUCUUGAAAGAAAGGGUCGACGACUUGGUACAUCAUUAG
This is a messenger RNA of Cylindrotheca closterium, 555 nucleotides long. Lineage: Eukaryota; Bacillariophyta; Bacillariophyceae; Bacillariales; Bacillariaceae. The record is from the annotation of a GenBank genome assembly.